Messenger RNA from Oikopleura dioica, 2469 nucleotides. NCBI's taxonomy places the organism in Eukaryota, Metazoa, Chordata, Appendicularia, Copelata, Oikopleuridae. The record is from the annotation of a GenBank genome assembly.
AUGAAGUUACUUCCGGCAAUUUUGGCCUCAACCUUAGGGUUUGAUGCUGACAGCCCAAUGGAAGCAAUUCAAUUUGCCCAUUCCCGAGUUCGAAAUGGCUUCGUUUUGCCAGAAAUGGAAGAAAUUAAUUUUGCGAACGAACGCCUUCUUGCCGAAACAUUCAGUCCAUCAAACAGAAACCUAAACGUGCAAGAUGCUGUUGAACGAUCAAAUAAUAUUACUCUGGGUUUUUUCCGCCAAGGAAGUUGCGAUACUUCCUUUCCUUCGUUAGAUGGCAGUUGUAACGCUCCUAACGACCUUGGUAGAUCAAUGCAGCAGUAUACAAGAUUAGUACCAGCAGAUUACUGCGAUGGGCAGCAAUCCCCAAGAUGCUCCUCACGAGGACGACCCCUUCCGAGCGAACGACAAGUCAUGAUUAGAAUGAGAGGAACUAACGGAGCCCCAACUAGAAACCCAGUCGCCUCUUAUGCAUUCACUGCAUGGGGACAGUUCCUUACCCACGAUAUCAUUCAAACCCCAGAUGUUGGCGGAGCGUCUUGUGCCUGCAACGGUAGCAACAAUAACUGUAAAGUAAUCGACAUUGAUCGACAAACGGAUCCAAUUCUGACCUUCCCUUGCAUGUUCAUCAAGCGUUCAUCUGGAAAAGUGGGUCAACAGGGUGGAGAAGCCGUUCGAGAGCAAGUAAAUCAGCUUUCUGCAUUUAUCGACGGCACAGUUGUUUACGGUUUUACUAACAAGCACAAAAAUCUCCUUCUCGCUGCGGAUGGUAUGCAUCUUAAAAUGCGAAACAGUCCAAAUGGACCUAUUCUUCCUGGACUCAACCAGUUUAAUGACAAUCAGAUUAAGAAAGACUUCGCCGCAGCCAAUGUUUUCAAUGACAAGGGACAUACUCCUCAAGUAGCUGGAGAUACUCGAGUUAUGGAAAAUCCUAUUCUGAUGAGCUUCCACACUAUGUUCGCUCGACUCCACAAUCGAGUGACUUUUGUUGGCGCUAUUCUCAAACAAAUCACUUACAAUGAAUACCUUCCUAUUCUUCUUGGAAGAAAUGCAAUCAAUUUGUUCCCGGGUGUUCGAAUGAGCAAAGCUGAUAAGCGGCCAGCGAGAACUCGAUUUGCUAAAGAACCAGAUGAAGAAGAAAUCAUGCAAAGAAAUACUGGUUUUGUUCCACCAGCACAAGAUAAUCCUUCUAUUAGACAGGAAUUCCUCGUCGCUGGAUUCCGAGUUGGGCACUCUACUGUACCCGAACAACUUCUUAGCGCCAACAGAAAUUUGCAGGUUCAAGAUCGACGAGAUCUCAAGGACAAUUAUUUCGACCCCGAUAUGUCUAUCGAGCAUGGACCCGCUGGUUGCAUUCGUGGUGCGAUGGCUGGAGACUCCAACCGAGUUUCCGGAUCAUACGCUCAGGCAACGAUGAGUCACCUCUUCAAGCCAAACAACUUCAGGCAUGGAACUGAUCUUGGAUCCAUCAACAUUGCCCGAGGCCGUGAACACGGCGUUGGUAGCUAUGAAGCUGUCAAACGAUUUUGCAUGGGUCACGAAAGCUUCAGACGCCUAUACAAUGGCAACAACCCUGCCAUGAUCAAUGGCUGGAACAACAUCCUUCGAUUAUACGAUGACCCCGAGGAUGUGGAUUUGUACGUUGGAAUCCUAAACGAGCAGAAGAUGCCCGGCGCUGAAAUCGGCCCCACAGCUGGGUGCAUUGUUCUUGAGCAGUUCAUUGCCCUGAAACGAGGCGAUCGAUUCUGGCAUGAAAAUGCCGGGGUGUUCACUGAUGCUCAGUUGGCCGAGAUUAAGUCCACCACGCUCGCCAAGGUUAUUUGCGAGACCAUGGAGGAUAUGGAGAGAACAAAUAAAAAUGUCUUUCUCCGCGCCAACAUUCGAUUCCAAGGCCAGACAAACAAUAUUGUGACCUGCGCCAAUGUCGGCAAACUCGACUUCCGAAGCUGGAGAGUUGAAGAAACUCAGGGACCCAAUGAUCAGCCAGAUCCAGAGACAGCAACUUCAGCGCCACAGACCCAAACAGCGGACCGUGUCGAAUUCGGUUGCAAAUUGGUAAAUGGCCGGCGACACGGUCUUAUUGAAUGUGGCCGAGCUGGCGACUGGACUGAUGCUACUCUCGAUGAUUUAGUCGAACACGUCAAAAGAAGAGGAGGAAUCCCAAUCCAAGGAAAGCGACAACAAAUGGUCAACUUGGCUUUGAAGGCUGUCCGACGUAUUUCAAUCGCAGGAAACAGCCAGGUUACGAGUUCCGACAAAUUAAAAGGAGUGAUCUCACAAUUCAACAAUCUUCUCGAAUUGGACAUUUCAGGAACUGGAAUUUCGUCAUUUACAACAGAGACCAUCAGCAACAACAAUGUGCUCGGAAAUGUGAACUUGGAAGGGACUAACGUCAACAACAUUGAUAUGGAUCUUUUCAUGAAGCUGAGAGAGAACCUUGCUCGAGGAAACAAAUUCAUCUUCUUCGGCUAA